Molecule: messenger RNA, 4206 nt
Organism: Clarias gariepinus (North African catfish)
Lineage: Eukaryota; Metazoa; Chordata; Actinopteri; Siluriformes; Clariidae
Gene: ptbp1a
Product: polypyrimidine tract binding protein 1a
Exons: 16
Coding region: 48-1754 (568 amino acids)
Biological process (GO): mRNA processing; regulation of RNA splicing; regulation of cell differentiation
Cellular component (GO): nucleus
Molecular function (GO): mRNA binding
Source: RefSeq, a predicted model, not a curated record
AGGCUAGUAACGCGCCUCGUUAGUAAUUCCGCAAACCUGAAAGUGCCAUGGACGGACGUUUAGAGACGGAUUUGUAUCCUCUGGGAUCCAGCUACGUCCCUGACAUUGACGGCGUCCAUGAUAUAACAGUCGGCACAAAGAGAGGAUCUGACGAGCUCUUUUCCUCCUGCGUCUCUAACGGCCCGUACAUCAUGAGCUCAGGAGCAGCGAACGGCAACGACAGUAAAAAGUUUAAGGGGGACGUCAGGAGUCCAGGUGUCCCCUCUCGAGUCGUCCAUGUGAGAAAGUUACCCAGCGACAUAAACGAGGCUGAGGUCAUCUCGUUAGGACUUCCCUUUGGCAAAGUGACCAACCUGCUGAUGCUCAAGGGCAAAAACCAGGCUUUUCUGGAGAUGAACACGGAGGAGUCGGCCCAGACCAUGGUGAACUACUACUCCUCCGUCACGCCAGUCAUCCGGAGUCAACCCGUCUUCAUCCAGUACUCCAACCACAAGGAGCUGAAGACUGACAACUCGCCCAACCAAGUGCGCGCUCAGGCAGCCCUGCAGGCAGUGAACGCGGUUCAGACGGCGAGCGUGCCUCUCAGCGGCGUGGACGUGGGAGGGUCCGGCGGUCAGAGUCCUGUACUGAGGGUGAUCGUGGAGAACCUGUUCUACCCAGUCACUCUGGAGGUUCUGCACCAGAUCUUCUCGAAGUUUGGGACGGUGCUGAAGAUCAUCACAUUUACCAAAAACAAUCAGUUCCAGGCUCUGGUUCAGUACUCGGACACCGUGACGGCUCAGCACUCCAAGCUGUCUCUGGAUGGACAGAACAUCUAUAACGCCUGCUGUACGCUGCGCAUCAGCUUCUCCAAACUCACCAGCUUGAACGUUAAGUACAACAAUGAUAAGAGCAGAGACUACACCCGGCCCGAUCUGCCCACCGGGGACGGCCCGACCUCGCUCGAACAGCAGACCAUCGCCACCACCGCCUUCACACCUGGUUUAAUCUCUGCAGCUCCUUUCGCGAGUGCCCACAGCUUCCCUCCGGCGUUCGCCCUCCAGCAGACUGCAGGUCUGUCUCUUUCCGGCCUUCCCGCCAGCGCCCUGGCGUCUCUCGGAGUUCCUGGUGCGGCCGCCGCCGCGGGUCGUCUGGCGCUGUCCGCCGGACUCAACACCUCGACACACACCGUCCUGCUCGUCAGUAACCUUAACCCCGAGAGCGUUACGCCCCAAUGCCUCUUUAUUCUUUUCGGUGUCUAUGGCGACGUGAUGAGGGUGAAGAUCCUCUUCAAUAAGAAGGAGAAUGCUCUGGUGCAGAUGGCAGACGCAACACAAGCACAGCUUGCGAUGAGUUACCUGAAUGGUCAGAAGUUGCAUGGGAAGCCACUGCGUGUGACUCUGUCCAAACACACCACAGUGCAGCUUCCCCGAGAGGGACAUGAGGACCAGGGACUCACUAAAGACUUCUCCACCUCACCGCUACACCGAUUCAAGAAGCCUGGCUCCAAGAACUACUCCAACAUCUUCCCUCCGUCCGCCACCCUCCACCUGUCUAACAUCCCACCCUCUGUUGGUGAAGAUGAUCUUAAAGACCUGUUCAGGAGUUCAGGAGCCACAGUGAAAGCCUUCAAGUUCUUCCAGAAGGACCACAAGAUGGCGCUGAUCCAGCUGGGCUCUGUGGAGGAGGCCAUCGAGUCACUGAUCGAGUUCCACAAUCACGAUCUGGGCGAGAACCAUCACCUCCGCGUCUCCUUCUCCAAAUCCACCAUCUGAGACUCGCUCAGGGUUAAUUACCACACACACACACACACACACACACACACACGUGUGUGUACAUAUAUACGUAUAUGUAUAUACACGCGCGCGCACAUGCACACACGUCAUCAUUCCUUUUCUUAUCCACACGCAGACCAGAAGAAACCCAAUAUUUUAAUUUGGGUUUAAUUUGUAAUCUUUUAUUUCUGCACACAUUUUCUUAAAAUUAUUGGUGCAAAAAUGAUUUGUAGUGUAUCCUCCAUGUUUAUGGUUAAAUCUAUAUAUAUAUAAAUAUAUAUCUCUAUACGCUGAUUGUUUUUCUAUUGGGGCGGGGUUUGGGGAAAUGCUGGGGUUUUUGUUUUUCUGUAAUCAUAGAUGCUGCCUGGUUCACACUCGGUGCCUAUAUAUACACACACACACACACACACACACACACACACACACACACACACACGGCCAUUCCCAUUUCUGCCUUCCAAAACGCAGUGCCUUAUAUGGUCACUUCCUGUGUGACGAACUCAAGGUUCUGUUUUUUUUUUUGUUUUUGUUUUUUCCUGAUUUUUUUUUAUUUAUUUUUUGUUCCCUAAGAGAUCAGACUUGGUUUUGAGGUUUAAUCAGACACUCCACUCUAAAACACGUUCUUAUUUCCUCCUCUAGACAUUGUGUAGGAUGUAGCAAAGUGUAAGAUAAUCCUUUGAUUAAUUAAGCUUUGUGUUUGGCUUAAUAUUACAUAUUCAUAUCACUUCAGAUCUUCAGGGCCUUGUGGUCGUUUUUGACAGGAGAAUCUUUUUGGACGCAUAUUAAUUGAUUAUUCAGAUUAGUCUACAAGACAUGCCCACUUGUUAGCAUAUAUUUGCAUAUUGAAGCAAUGUUUUAGGCUUGUUGACUUUAUUUUGUGAUCUAAGUGUUUACAGGACAGAUUCAUGUGAUCUAAAGGAAUCUGGUAAAUUUGGUUUAUUUAUGGCUGUAGAAGUGCCUCAGAGUCGGCCUUAGUGAUUUAUUAAUAAUUAAUGAUUUAUUUUAUUAUAUUCAAGCUUCAGGUGGUGGUUCAGGACUUUAAUCUCAGACACUUGUCUAAUUCUUUACAGAUUCUCAGUUUGAAUUUUUAUACCCGAUUCGUUGUUUACAUAAACUUAAACGUAACCCUUUAUAUAAAAGUCAUUUGCAUAGUAGGCCUUGUGGUUUCUUUUGAUUUUUUUUUUCUAUAUAAACAUUCAGAUCAGUGUUACGAGACCGUGAAAUGUUUAAGAUUUAGUUUUUCUUGUUGAGUGUCUUAAUUUUUAUUUAAUCCACCAGUUAAUUUGCUUAUUAAUGCCAUGAUGAGGAUGAAUCAGGUCCCCCGUACGAUCUUAAUCAUUGUUAUAAUUAUUAUUAUUCAUAAUUUAAAAUUGAGUGGCUCUGAAAUGAGUCGUUGCUGAAUUUGUAUAUUCUAGCUUUAUAUGGUUGAAUUAAGGCCCCCCCCCCCUUUUUUAGGUAGUUUUGUUGAUCUGCAUGUUAUUGAUCUACAGUAAGCUACACUUUUAUUCCUGCAUGCACACACACACACACACACACACACACACACACGUGCCUUCACUCGCCCAGACUAGUGAUUUAUUUCUGCACACUCGCCGAGUCCAAUCCUUGCGUCUCCGUCUUACGGUUUACACCCAACUGACUCCCUCAUACACCAACUCUACUUCCUGUUCACAUGUCUUAAUGAUAGAUUAAAUUUUUUUGGGCACUUUAUGUUUAUAUAUGUACUUAAUGGUAAAGGAGGUUGCCGUUUGCAUUUCUGCAUGUAAAUGAAACUGCCACAGCGUUUCCCGUCUCACUCCAGACGCCAGAGCGAACCCCAGACGUGAGCACAGUAGGAGUGGCUCAUAGCAGGGUGCAGUCAUAAAAUUCCUCAUUUACAGUAACAUACAAAGCCACGCCCCUCACCUGAGCCUGAUCCAGCUGCACAGCGCUAACCUGGAGCCUGUGGGCACACGUCUCCUCCUCGUAGCUCCGCUGCAGAACUAAAGCCAACCUCUGUGUCGUGGUGAGACGGCAGCACUGUUGCUGUCUUAUUUUCUCCUCAUGGUUUAUCCUCCUCACAUUCCUUUGGCCUUUAAUCCUUAAACACAAAGACCAAAACACGUUUAGUCUUACCAGAGAGUGGAGUGUAGGGUCGCGUCCCAAACACUAGUGUUUGAUUGAAGUCUUCUUACUGGAGUUCAUGCUAACGGUUGGUAAAGAACCAUUUAAAGAGAGCCUGUUCUUGCAGUGCAUUGUGGGUAAUGCCUCAUGUUCCAGUAAGAACACUAAUACAGUCGUUACUUCCAGUGUUUGAGACAAAGCUGUCCUUUUUUUUUUUUUUUUUUUUCUCCCCCUUUUGUUUCUGAGUGAUGAAAAUAAUCAUAUCUUUGUGUAUAUUUUGAUACACUUGACAUUGUAGAUCAUUUAUGUUUUGUAUUACACAGAAUAUUAAAGAUGUUCCUUCACUGUG